Molecule: messenger RNA, 837 nt
Organism: Penicillium angulare
Lineage: Eukaryota; Fungi; Ascomycota; Eurotiomycetes; Eurotiales; Aspergillaceae
Product: SDR family NAD(P)-dependent oxidoreductase
Exons: 4
Coding region: 1-837 (278 amino acids)
Source: RefSeq, a predicted model, not a curated record
AUGCUUUCCGGUACCAAGCUUGACGGUGUUGCCCUGGUAGUAGGCGCAGGUGCAGGCAUUGGCCGCGAAUCGGCAUUCUCGCUAGCAGAGGCCGGUGCCCGAGUUGUGGUAUUUGCGGACAUGAAUGAAGAAACGGCCAAAUCUUCCUCGAUCGAAAGCAGGAAAUUCGCUACUAGCUCGGAAUAUCAAACUGCUACAUUCACCAUGAAUGUCAAAGACGCAAAAGGGGUUCAAGACAUGGUGGACUUUGUCGUUCGAGAAUUUGGCAGAUUGGACUAUUGCGUCAAUGCUGCAGGAGUCGACAAUGGUGUUCACCGUCCCCUUUCAGAGACUGAAAUCGACAGCUUCGACAAUAUCAUGAACACCAAUGCCCGUGGUAUGUUGCUGUGUACUCGUGCACAGGCGGCUGCUAUGCAGAAACAAGAUCCUCGAUCCUUCACCAGUCGGAGUGGAACUCGUGAUAUUGGGCGUGGGGCCAUAGUCAAUGUUUGUUCUGCAAACAGUUUUGCAGGAUUGCCUGGCAAGGGAUCUUAUACCAUUUCAAAGCAUGCUUGCAUGGCGGUAACGAAGAUGGCAGGCAUUGAUCAUACGGCAGAGGGUAUUCGAUGCAAUGCAGUCUGUCCGACCUGGGUCCGAACACCAUUGUUGGACGUAGAGCUGGAGAGGAACCCCGAGGUUCGCGCCACGAUCUCUGCUGUUUCGCCCCUUAAGCGGGCUGCAGAGGGUGAAGAGGUUGCCGAUACUAUCGCUUAUCUACUGAGUCCAUCUGCUAGCUAUAUCAGUGGCUCGAGUGUCAUGAUAGACGCGGCGAUAACCACGACGUUGCGUUUGUUCUAA